CCAUUACACCGUCUGCUUUCUGCCAGUAUCGGUGAAGAGCAGAGCUCCCCGCUUUGAGAUGGCAGUCCGCUAAGCAAGCCAUCGAGUCGGUGAGAGGCGAGCCCAGUGCUGGCGAGCAAAGCCCGAGCUGUCCUCUCGCAAGUGUUGCGCCUCCGCACAGACACUGCAUUCUGGCUCUUCGGACCUGUUUCUCAAGUCUCAGUGCAUAUUCUGUCGUAUUCAGUGCAUCAGUAUGAGCUGCGUAGACGCCGCAAGCCCUGCUUCUGCGCCGGUGAGAGGGGCGCGCAUGGUGGAGGGGAAGAGCUUUGCGCGCGUCGCCGAGUCUCGAUGCUGCGCUGCGUCUGGCUGCGCACUAUGCACAGGCGACGAUGCUCUCCCGCCUCCUUCCUCUCCACAUCCUCCAUCCCAGCAGCAGCCAUGGCCUCGCCGCCGCCGCAGCUCAUCGUCUGGGCGCCCAGCUCCGCCGACACUGCGGGCCUGCCCACGCUCGACGCCGCCUCGCUGUAUGCCGCCUCGCUGCUGCGGGCCGCAGCGCUGCCCUUCGCCGUCGGCACCCUGCAGCCGCUGCUGCACGCGCGCGCCCCGCUGCUCGAGGCGCACCUCAGCGCCGUGCCGCUGGCACACUCGCCCGCCGAGUUCAAGGCGCUGGCACUCGCCGCUCUCGACGGCGCAGGCAGCAGCAGCGGCAGCAGCAGCAGCAGCAGUCGCGCGCCGGUGCUGCAGGCGCCCCAGCCGGCGCACGCGGCACUGGCGGCGCUGCUCGAGCGCUCGCUGGCACCUGCACUGCUGCACGCGCAGUGGUUCACGCCGCUCUUUGCCACGCACACGUUCUCUGCGUACGCCGCCGGUCUCUCAUGGCCGCGUUCGCGCUCUGCGCCGCACCGCCUGCGCGCGGCGCUGCGCCCGGAGCUGGCGCGCCGCAUGCGCGAGCUCGGGCUCGGCGAGGCACUGCAGGAGACAAAGGAGCAGGAGGCAAAGGAGCGAGAUGAGGUGGCGCGGAGAGCUGGCAUCCGCCUGCGCAAGGGCUUGAGCGAGCAGGAGAAGCGUCAGACGCAGGAGAAGUUCGGAGAGGCAAAGUUCAUCGAGCAUGCACGCAGUGUCUUGCAGACGGUCGCCACGGCACUAGGCUCGGACGAGUACUUCGACGGCGCGUCUGGACCCUCGCCGCUCGACAUCCAGCUCUUUUCACUCCUCGCACCACUGCUGCUGCCGCCGUCGUACGAAGCCCUCGCGACCUCUCCGCUCGCACAGCUGCUGCGCUCCUUCCCCACGCUCGAGGCACACACGGCGCGCCUGCGCUCGCUGCUCUGGCCCACCCGCGUCGCAGCCGACGGCGGGCUCGAGGCCGUCGACUGGCCUGCACUGCCUGGAGACGACGUCGCCGCUGGCCCCGGUGUGGCGUACACGGUCGGCCACGCAGCUGGCAGCGUCUGGGCAUUCGGCGCGUCACUUCCCGACCGGAUAGCCUCCAGCUUCUCUUCUCGCCGCACAGCAGCAACGCAGCCCACAGCACCCGCCGAGCCGCCGCACGUGCGAGCACAGCGGCGCCGCAUUCUCUGGGGUCGCGCCGUGUGGAUCGGCACGGCAAUCGUCGGCGUCGUCUUUACGGCAUUCGCCAGCGGCCUGCUGAGCAUCGAGUUCGUCGAUGACGAAGACGACGAGGACGAGGGCUACGUCGUGCUCGAGGAGGCGGACGGCGUGCUGCGGCCUGCGCAAGUGCGACGAGUAGAGAGCGACGAUGAGGAGGAGCUGGAGGAGGGAGAGGAAGAGGACGAGGACGAGGAGGGAGAGGAAGAGCAACUGGGAGUCGAGGCGGAGGAUGGCUGGGAAGUACAAACAGAGGUGGACGAAGAGGAGGAGCUGGACUUUGCCUUUGUCGACGAUGACGAUGAGUAAUGCAUGAUUCGCACCUCU
This is a messenger RNA of Tilletiopsis washingtonensis, 1914 nucleotides long. RefSeq lists its product as hypothetical. Gene Ontology annotation, biological process: mitochondrion organization. Gene Ontology annotation, cellular component: SAM complex. The transcript has 3 exons. NCBI's taxonomy places the organism in Eukaryota, Fungi, Basidiomycota, Exobasidiomycetes, Entylomatales. The coding region runs from base 328 to 1896 and encodes 522 amino acids. The record is from RefSeq and is a predicted model, not a curated record.